Messenger RNA from Cladocopium goreaui, 1755 nucleotides. The record is from the annotation of a GenBank genome assembly. NCBI's taxonomy places the organism in Eukaryota, Dinophyceae, Suessiales, Symbiodiniaceae.
AUGGCUGAUCCAUCGUUUGCUGUUUUGCAAGAAGUGCUGGAUGAGCUCUAUAGAAAGAAUGGGGGCCAAGCACCUACUGCGAAGCAGAUGGCAGCUGCCACCCUGCUUUCUGUCAAGGAAGCCCAGCUGAUCCUCGAUGAGCUGCAGGGUGAAUCAACUUGCCCUGAGCCGAAGCCGAAGAAGGCCAAGAAGGAGAAACGAGAGAAGCAACCUCAGAAAACUGAGUCCACUGCAUCUUCAGCAAAGGACCCUCCUCCCAGUCAGGCAGUUGACAAGGAGGCUGCUCUUUCUGCUGUUCCUCCUGGGGCAUUUGAGGAAGCAGAUUCAGAUGAAGAGUUGGCCUAUGGUGCUGCUGGGAACGCAGCCCAAGAUGAAGUUGGAGAGACCCAGUGUGAUGAGUCUGACGGUGCAGGGACUCCUCCCUACUCACCUUCUUUGACUUCGUCUAAGCUGAGGAGGGCGAAGUCCACCUCGACUUUGUUACGUGGACAGGCGAUGCUUCGUGGAGGCUCUGGUGUCCAGAUCGUGAACACUGAUGAGGAGCCCAAGGAGGUCUUCGACGACCGCUUGCCUGAGCCUGACAGCUGGGAUAAGCUUCGCCAUGCUCCGACGCUUCGCUUUGGGGAGACUGGUGAGGAGUUGCCAGAUGAAGAUUUGGCUCAUGAUGCAGAUGCAGAAGCAGAAUGUGAAGCAGAAGCCGUACAGCAGGCAACUGCCCGUCAUGAUGCUGAGAUGGCCAAGCAAGCGGAAGAAGUUGCCAAUGGCAAGCCCCCUCCUUUGGUUCCGGAGGUUGCGGUGCCGCCUGCCCCAGCUCCGGUGGCUGCUGAAGCUGUCGCCGUCCCUACAGAGCCCGUGGGGCCAGUGACUUCCACCACCCACCGCAAGCAGCUCAUGGCUUUGCAGCGUGUGGUGCAGGGACCGAGAGCUAGUGCCUUUCCUGAAAUCACCAAGCUCUUUGGGUCAGGCACCAAAGCUGAGCGCCUCAAGGUUUUGAAAACCUACGUGCAGAAUGGUGAAAAUUUGCAGGCUGUGGAGAGUGCCUUUCGUGCGAGCCGAACCCACAGUGAAACCAUGAGGCAGAAGAUUGCCGGAUGUGUGGCGCGUGGUGGGAUCGCAGAUCGCGAUGCCCCCAAUUGCCAAAAUAGCACCAAGUACUGGGCCAGUGUCGUCACUGAAGAAACGACCACGGAUGACAGUACCAUGUCUGUGGAAGUUGGUGGCAGCAUUCGUGCCAGUGAUGCCAUGGGUGCUUUCCUGGUUCCGGGCAACCAUGUUGGCACGCAAGUGUCAGUUGCUGACCCACUGGCUCUGGUGCGCCAGCAGAUGGCAGCUUCGACUGCUGCUCCUGCGACGCCUGCGAGUGAUCAAGCAGCGCCUGUGGGCAAUGGCAACAUGCGCCCCAAGGCAAAGCCCAAAGCGAAGUCCGUUCCGCAGCCUAAGGGGCCACCCUUGUCAGACAUUGCUCUUGCUGGCAAAACAGUGACGGAAAAGGAGGCGAAGAAGGAACUCUCGCAGCUGGGAUCACUGAAGUUGGACAUGCCAGAUGGCAAUGCCCGCUUUAAGGAUGGCCUGAGCAGGAUUGAGAAGAAUGUCCAGCGCCUCACGACCUUCUUUUCGAGGCUGCAGGGGAUUGAAGAUGAGGCCGCAUUCAGCAACAUUCGUGUGAAGUUGGGUGAGGUGGCAGAGUCGCGCAUGACACGUGCAGAGCUUGGAGCCGUGCUGAAGGAGUUCAAAAAGCCAGCUUGCCUUGUUUAG